Molecule: messenger RNA, 739 nt
Organism: Macadamia integrifolia
Lineage: Eukaryota; Viridiplantae; Streptophyta; Magnoliopsida; Proteales; Proteaceae
Exons: 3
Coding region: 122-454 (110 amino acids)
Source: RefSeq, a predicted model, not a curated record
GUAUAAAUUUAUGGAAGCAUAAGUGGAUUAGAGAUUUUUCAAUUGAGGAGAGCUUGGACCAUGAUCCUAGUAUUUUUCAGCGUUUCAAAUCCAAGGUUUCAGAUUAUAUUGUAGAUCAUCAAUGGGGUUUUCAUCUCAUGGUUGUAUGAAGAAUAUUUCUGAGUUUGCUAAGUUGAUUGAAAUUCCAGAUUCAGAUAUGGAUGACAUAUGCAUAUGGAAUCUCUCCAACUCAGGUACCACCUGUGGAGCUGAAUUUACAGCUCUCCUCCUUGGUCUUCAUAAGGCAAAAGCGAUGGACAUAGAUAAAUUGGAAGCUAAUGGCAUGGCUGAUCAUCUAGCUAAAGAGGCUGCAACUCAUGGAACUUCUGUAGUCUUUUUGAAUCUUCCUCUUCUGUGGAAUGAGCUGGUGUGGGAGGCGCAAUCUCAUCCCAGAUUACGUUAUGAGUGUUUGUAAUGCUUGUCUGUUUGGUUGCGUUCUGAUUUCCUGCUGAUGUCAUUGCCGAAGGUGGGUUUCUGGAUCAAUUUAGGUUCUUGUUACUGUCUGGUCAUGCCUAGACGUUAAUUCUGUAUAUUCUUUCUUCUUCUUUUUUUAAAUAAUAUUUUCUUGCUUACCUUUUGCAAAAAAAUAUGUGGAUAUUUGUCCACUUUGCACUAUUGGCUGUAACCAAACACGUUUCCAAUAAUCUCCACAAAGAGCAACCCCCUGUAUAUCAUUUUAUUAUAUAAAAGCACGAAUUCA